AUGGCUGAGAAUUCCCAAUCUCAGCCAGAGCAAUCAGUGUCAGGACAGAACAAAGCUAGUCCCGACACACCACCAUGCCGAAAGCGACUCCAACACGAUGCCUAUACCAUCGGAUGGGUGUGCGCCCUUCCAAAAGAACAAACAGCAGCCAGAGCCAUGCUAGAUGAAGAGCACGAACCUCUCCCGACCCCUUGA
Molecule: messenger RNA, 195 nt
Organism: Penicillium concentricum
Lineage: Eukaryota; Fungi; Ascomycota; Eurotiomycetes; Eurotiales; Aspergillaceae
Product: NACHT nucleoside triphosphatase
Exons: 1
Coding region: 1-195 (64 amino acids)
Biological process (GO): nucleoside metabolic process
Molecular function (GO): catalytic activity
Source: RefSeq, a predicted model, not a curated record